AUGGAAGACACAAGUAUGACGUUAGUUAACAUUGCAACUUCUUCACCAACAAAAGUGAGUAGUUCUUCAAAAGUUAUUGAAUCAUUACAUGCAAAAAUUGACAUGUUAACUGAAGAACUUUCUAUAACUAAAGCUAAUUUAGAAGAAAUAACUAAAAAACAUCAAAUUUCAUCCAAAAGAUGUGAUUCGUAUGUUGAUCAAUUAGCUAAUUCUCAUCAUGAAAAUGAUGUUUUAACUGCAUUAUUAAAACGUAAAGAACGUAGAAUUAUUGAUUUAGAAAAUAGUCAUAAUGAAUUAAUCGAUAUUAAUGAAGGGUUGAAAUUAAAUUAUAAAAAUUUAUCAAUUAGAUGUGAAAAUUUACAAGAAAAUAAUAUGAAUUCAAUGGGUGAAUAUGAAAGAUUAAAAAUUAGUUAUGAUGCUUUAUUAUCGGGUCAACAUGAAUAUAAAAAUUAUUAUAAAUCUCAAAUAGAUCAUUUACAAAAUGAAUUUGAUAAAUAUAAAUUAGAAUCAGAAAAGAAAUAUCAACUUUUAAAUCAAGAUUUAAAUAAAAAUGAUAAAGAUAUUGAUACUUUAUUAGAUUCAUUGGUUAAUAAAAGAACUAAAAUGGAUAAUAUUUAUGUUUCUAAAAAUAAUCAGAUUUUAGAAUUAUUAUCUACAUUAGCAACAGCAACAAAACUUCAUGGUCAAGAAUCUAAGUCGGUUUUGGAACAAAAUGUCAAUGUAAUUAAUGAACUUGUGGCGAUGUUCCCGGAUAUGGAACAAAAUUUACAAACGCAUCUUCAAGCAACUGUUAAUAUCGAUGAACUCUUGGGUGAGACUCAACAAGUUUUGGAAGAUCAAGCACAACUCGAAGAUGAAGAAAUAUCACUGCCAGUAACUUCCACAACCAAUAUCAACACCAGCACUACCUCAAUUUCUAGAAAUAAUACCCUCAAAAAACGAAGAAAUAGAAACUCAAUCAGGAUUGAAUCAAGAAAUGUCACUCCGACAGUGAAUAACAAUAUCAUCAACCUACCGAAAUCAAGAGGUGUCGGUAGUGUCAAACCAUCGGGCGCAAAUUCUGCAGCUAGUUCUCCUAGAUUGUCAAUGAAUGGAGAAUUUGAAUCACAUGGAAAUUUCCAUUCUGAUCAAGAGAAUACUAACAAUAAUAAUUAUACUCAUCGUAGAUCCGGGAGUGUGAAUUAUCAUCGUCGUCAAUAUAGUAAUACUGGAAAUAUCAAUUAUACUAAUAAUGGUAAUAGUGGUUAUGGAAAUGGAGGUGGUAGAGGUAGAAAUUCAAGUAAUGUAAGUGCGAAUGGGAAUGUAAAUGGAUAUGGUCAUAACUAUAAUAACAACGGCAAUGCCAAUUAUAGUUACAACAACAAUGCCAAUGCCAAUUAUAACAACAGCAAUGGCAAUGUCAACUACAACAAUACGAACAGCAAUGGUAACAGCAACAAUAACAGACAGAAGAGACGGUCAUAUACACAGAAUACAAAUAAAAGAAACUCACAAAUGUUUGAACAUAAUCUAGCAUUAACUGGAUGA
This is a messenger RNA of Hemisphaericaspora subhashii, 1527 nucleotides long. RefSeq names its product She3p (gene SHE3). The coding region runs from base 1 to 1527 and encodes 508 amino acids. The transcript has a single exon. Lineage: Eukaryota; Fungi; Ascomycota; Pichiomycetes; Serinales; Debaryomycetaceae. The record is from RefSeq and is a predicted model, not a curated record. Gene Ontology annotation, biological process: mRNA transport; endoplasmic reticulum inheritance.